AUGAACAUUUUAACUUGUGUGGUAAGUUUUGUGACCCAAGUUGUGACCCUUUGGAUGCCGUUAGUGUUAACUCUGUCUACGAUAUUUGAGAUAAACAUAAUAUAUAGAAGGACGAUAAAAGGUUAUUAUGAGACUCAACAUUUUAGAUACCAAGGCCAGAAACUUAUGGACUCCCAGGAUUCUUUGGCAAAAUUCCAUAAAGACAUGCACACGGUUUUGCAAAACAACGUCCUUUUGCAUCGGUUUGGUUUGAAAAGAAUACACUUAUGCGAGUUUUGGUGCAUAUAUUGGAUGCUUACUUUUGUCAUUAAUGAGCAGAUAAUUCCGAUGUUACAAAGAAGUGGCAUUCCUAUUACAAUAUUACAUGUUUUAAAAGUGUUUACACCUAUGACUUUGUACGUAUACAUUCAUGAAAGGCCCAGUCAUAAAAAUUGCGACUCACUGAGGCCUUGGAGGUUCCCUAAACUAUUCGCUGAACUAUACAAGUACCAGAUACUACCGCUAAUAAAGGCAGUAAUAGGUGUUGUAAAAUCCGAUAUAACCAUCGAAAAAGUGCAUUCAUGUAUAAAACAUAUCAAUGGGACUAUUGGCGCUUCAGAUUUUAAUCUCUUUGGGGUAGAGAGUCGUCAGAUAUUUUAUUUUCAAUCUAAUUUUGAAGCCACAGAAGAACCAACUACAUUAGCUAUGGCAAACAUGGAAGUAUACCCUGACAGUAUUAUUGAUUCUACUAGAAGCUCACUUUUAAGUCACAUUUCUCCAGCAGAAUCUAUCUACAAGGGACCUGUUGUUGAAAAGCAUUCAAGCAAGCCGCCGCAGACUAAGCGCAAAUUCGCAACAAGAUUGAAUGACCUUUUCCGUCAUAAAAAUCAGUGUCAGUAA
Kluyveromyces marxianus DMKU3-1042 is the source of this 879-nucleotide messenger RNA. RefSeq lists its product as uncharacterized. The coding region runs from base 1 to 879 and encodes 292 amino acids. The transcript has a single exon. Lineage: Eukaryota; Fungi; Ascomycota; Saccharomycetes; Saccharomycetales; Saccharomycetaceae. The record is from RefSeq and is a predicted model, not a curated record.